UUUUAAUUACAAAUUGGAAUGAAAUUAUGACUAAAUACAGUGCUAAUGAAGUUAUUGAUUAGCUGGUUUAUUUGUUUACAAGGAAAUGUGGCAACAAGUAUUAUUAUUGAAUCAUAAAGUGGCGAAACGAAAGGCGAAAAGGAGGGAUCUGGUAUCUGGUGGCACCUACACAUUUAUUUUAUUAGUUGCUCCAUGAGUUAGGCCAGGCCAGGCCAAAGACCCCUCUACUUCUUACCUAAUUAUAUUUGAAGUGCCCGACAGAAGCUGAGCUGAUAAAGUAAAUCAUGCCGCUGUUCUGUUUAGUGCGAGCGAUGUAUUUUAAAACUCUCUUUAAGUGCCUUUAAAUGGAACCAGUGCAUUGUGAAUUGUGAAAUAAUCGUUAUAUACCUUAAAAAUCGCCGUGCCUUGCGUAUAAAGACUGUAAACAAUGUUCGGAGUCCCCACUUUUAGCAAGACGCUUCUGUUGUUGAUUGUAUUCAAAGAAAGCCACAAUUUUAACCUAGAAGACAGGGAUCCCUUGGUGAAAAAGGCCCCCGACGACCAGCAGGGCUCCUAUUUCGGUUUCAGCGUCGCUCAACACGGGACAGGCGCCACAAGCAACCACAACAACACUUAUUGGAUUCUAGUCGGGGCUCCUCUAGGAAGGAAUUUACAGCCAGCAACAAACCAUUCCGGUGCCUUAUUCAAGUGCCCCAUUUCCAGAAACGACAACGACUGCGAACAAGUAGAAACCGAUGGUAAACAAACCACAGAUUUUGAUUAUAACAUUGACAAUGGUAACACAGAACAAAUCGAUGAGAGCCAGUUAAAACCGCCCGAUUCCAACGAAAUAAAGAACGGGCAAUGGUUAGGGGUGACCGUGAGGUCCCAGAAACUCGGGGGCAUAGUCCUAGUGUGCGCCCACAGGUACAUCAUGAGCGAGAACUUGAACCGGUUCCACUACGGUCAAGGCCUGUGCUAUUUGCUCGAUAAAGAUUUGAAUACCUACAACAGUUUGUUGUUGUGUAAGGGUAGACGUAUGGAGAAGCUUCAUCAACAGUUUGGUUUCUGUCAGGUUGGUACCAGUGCUUCGUUCGUAGGGGAAGAUUUUGCAUUAAUGGGCUCCCCGGGCCCUUACACCUGGCGAGGGACCAUAUUCGCGCAAAUGGUAACAGGCGACUGGUUAAAACAAGACAAGACCAUCUACCACGGACCGUUCGGAGACAUCGACUUGAUAGAGAAGUACAGUUACCUGGGCAUGAGCGUGGGCGGUGGGCACUUCUUCGACAAGAAGCAAUACACUUACGUGGCGGGCGCCCCGCGCUCUAAAAUGGUCGGGCAAGUUUACUUUUUCAAGAAGUACAAGACCAACGAGGAAUUGAACACGUCGCUUAUUUUGACCGGCGAACAAUUCGCCGGUAGCUUCGGCUACGAAUUACUAGCUACCGAUGUCAAUAGCGAUGGUUACGAUGAUUUAUUCGUCGCCGCUCCGUUUUAUUAUGAAGAAUUUAAGGGAGGCGCCGUGUACAUUUACUACAACUUGAAGGAUUGCAAGAGCGAUAAUUGCCGAUGGGAUAAAGUUUUGCACGGUAAACCCCAAUCGAGGUUCGGUUUCUCCAUGACUUCCUUAGGAGACAUAAACAAAGAUGGUUACAACGACAUCGCUAUAGGAGCUCCUUACGAAGAUGAACAAGGCGCUAUUUACAUCUAUUUAGGUUCCGGUAACGGCAUCAGCGACGAACCCUCGCAAGUAAUAAGGAAGAAACAAGUUAAAACGCUCGGGUAUUCUCUAAGCGGCGGUUUAGAUAUGGACGACAACGGCUAUCCGGAUCUACUAGCGGGCGCUUUCGAAUCCGACAAAGUCCUCUUGUUCAAAACCAGACCCAUCAUCGACAUAAAGAUAGUCGUACGCGGCGACGAAUUGAAGAACAUCAACGCGACGAAGAAAGGUUGCUCGUCCGCGCCGAACAACAAUUACACCUGCUUCUCGUUCAGCACGUGCUUCUCGGUGGUGGGCCGGACGCAGCGAAGCCACCGAUUCAACGUCAUCUACAAAAUCGCCGAAGAAAAGAAAAUAGUGAAUCGCGUGUGGUUCGUGGACCCCGAACACCCCGACAAGAAGUCGACGUUCAACACCAAAAUGGUGCCCGUCGACCGGUACUCGCACGAGUAUUGCCAAGUCGAAACGGUGAACAUCAAAGACGGCAUCAGCGACAUACUGUCGCCCAUAAAAUUCCGCGUCAACUACACGCUGGAGAACAACACCUUUCACGCGCCGAUACUGAACAAAACCUCGGUGAAGAUAAUCACGGCCUCGUUCCAAAAGGAAUGCGGCGCCGACGACGAAUGCGAGAGUUACCUAACGCUAGAGGCCGGCGCCGAUUUGAAGCUGGACGAAUCGGGCGCCUACAAAAUCGAGAUGAUCGACGAGCCCAUCGUGCUCGAAGCCAACGUGACGAAUACCGGCGAGUCCGCCUACGAGGCGAAGCUGUUCGUCGCGCAUCCGACGUCGCUCAGCUACGUCGGCAUCAAGAGCGAGAACAAGAACGUCACCGACGCGCUGAAGUGCUCCUACGCCAAUCAAACGCUGGUGGUGUGCGAGAUCGGCAAUCCGUUGCGCAAGAACGGUCGCGUCAACGUCGGGCUGCGCUUCGAGAUAUCGAAGAAAGCCGAUGUUCAAAGGAUCGUGCUGCGGACGUUCGUCAAUUCGACGUCGACGGAGCUGUCGGAGCGCACCGGUCAGGACGUCGUCGCCGUUUUGAAGAAGAUCGCCAAGUUCCAGGUCAGAGGGAAGGCGUCGUCGAAUCUGUUCUACGGGGGCCGGGUGAUCGGAGAGUCUGCUAUUAAACAUAUCAACGAAGUUGGGGCCAGGGUGGUGCACAAGUAUUAUAUCGACAAUAACGGGCAAUGGGAUUUGGUUAAUUUGAAGGUUUCCAUAAAAUGGCCGUUGCAAGUUUCGCCGGGCCCGGACCAUCCAGACAAACAGGGCAAAUGGCUGUUGUACCUGGACAGCGAGCCGAAGCUGUACGGAUCGAACAUAGAAGGCUACUGUUCCCUCUUGGGCGACGUAAAACCCAACGAGUUAUCCUUGAACACGUCCAAAGGUUACGACGAGCCGGAGAAUCUGAUGAUGCCGGACGGGUUCGAUGCGAACGAGGGCGAUUUCAACGCUUCGACGGGCCAUUUCCGCGCGAAAAGGAGCGCCACCUACGUGGUACCUUACGAGACCACCGAGCGGGCGGGCAAGAAGCGGAAAAUCGCGAUAAUGGACUGCGACGCGGGCACGGCCAAAUGCAUCGGCAUAUCCUGCACCAUCAGGAGAUUGGGCAAAGGACAUCAGGCGGAGAUAGACGUGACGUCGCGCAUAUGGAAUUCGACGCUGGUGGAGGAUUACAGCAACGUGGAUUGGGUGGUGAUUAGAUCGAAGGCGUUCGUCGAGUUGGAGGAUCUUUCGUACAAUAUCAGCGUCGAUACGAUGCCGCAAUUUUCCGACGAGACUAUCGCUUAUCCGGAAAUCGUUUCCGCCGAUACGGAAAUUAAUUGGUACAUAAUUGGCAUCGCCGUCGUCGUCGGUUUGAUCCUGCUGAUAUUUAUCGUCGUUAUAUUGUACAAGUGCGGUUUCUUCAAGCGAAAAAGGGUCAGUAAGGAUCCCACGCUUUCCGGUAAUUUGCAGAAGAAAGACGAAGCCGAUCACUUGUUGAAAGAGUAGAAUUUUUACGUCGAUUUAUUUUCGUACAAUCUUAAAAAAAACGGUUGCUAAAUCAUUUAGAAGGUACUUAAAAUAUGUGGUAUCACUUCCUGCAGUUUAUACGCUUGGAUUUUUGUAUUUGUAAUAGUUAUGUACUUAAGUAAUUCUUUUUAUGCGUCUAUAAAUAUAAAUUUUAUAAUGUUGUUGUCGGAAUUCAGUUUUUAGGUACAUGAUUCGUUGUUCUCGAUUUAUUAUUGAAACUAAAAGCAGCUGGUUCGUCGAACUGAUUUUGAAGGACGGGCGUUUUAUGAAUAGUUUUUACAAUUAUAUUUUUAUUUUUAAAUAUAUACAACGAUUUUAGAGAAAUUAAGUUAUUUUUGAAUAAACAUUGUAAACAAAA
Messenger RNA from Phyllotreta striolata, 4067 nucleotides. Lineage: Eukaryota; Metazoa; Arthropoda; Insecta; Coleoptera; Chrysomelidae. The record is from the annotation of a GenBank genome assembly.